AUGGGUUCCCUAGGUCACACAUCCAAAAUUUCGGCCUUUCAAGAGACCCCGUUACUAUUAUCAGAUGGCAUCUUCGAUGUGACGAGAAGAUAUAAUGCUGAUACGAAUCCGAACAAGGCAAAUCUUGGUCAAGGAUCUUAUCGACAUGAUAAUGGCGAGACGUGGAUAUUGCCGUCAGUGCGUAUGGCAAAGGAAGCGAUUGCGGACUGUGACCACGAGUAUCUGGCCGUCGCUGGACUCAAGUCAUUGCGCGAUGAAGUGGAAAAGCUCGUGUUAGGCAAUACGGCGGCUUUCAAGGAGGGCAGAGUGGCAUCCGUACAAUCGCUCUCGGGAUCCGGCGCCUUGAUGCUGGCAGGUCUUACACUCAAGACAUCAAACACCAACAUUAAGACCAUUUACAUCACGGAUCCAACCUGGCCUCCGCAUGACCUCAUCUUUCGAUCCCAAGGCUUCGAGGUCAGGACAUUGCCGUAUUAUAAGGACCACUCCUUUGACUUUGAGGCCUACAUGGAUGUGCUUAAGCAAGCAGAGAGUACCUCAGCCGUCGUGUUACAUGCCUGCGCGCAUAAUCCAACCGGCUGCGACCCAACCCGUGACCAAUGGAGGCAGAUCGCGUCCGUCAUCCGGGAAAGGGGCAUAUUCCCCAUUUUCGACGCGGCAUACUUGGGUUUCAACACAGGGUCCGUUGACGAGGAUGCCUGGGCUAUCCGGUACUUCAUCGACGACUUGGGCCUCGAAGCGGGCCUGUGUCUUUCUUUUGCCAAGAGCAUGGGAUUGUAUGGCGAGCGCGUGGGUCUUGUUGCCUUUGUCACCCAAACCCCUGACACGGCAAGGGCCGUAUUUACCGUUCUUGAGGUCGCCCAGCGUGGCACCGUCUCGACGCCCCCUGCUUACGGUGCGCACAUCGCGAAUGCGAUUCUGGGCACGCGCACCAUUGCUGAGCAGUGGGAAAGGGACUUGAUCACCAUGUCCAGUCGUAUUCGGGGUAUGAAGCAGAAGUUGUACGACGAGUUGGUGAGAUUGCAGACGCCGGGGGACUGGUCCCAUAUCGUCAAGGCGACUGGUAUGUUUGCGUACCUGGGCCUUACUCUUGCCCAAGUUGAGUAUCUUGAAGCAAAACAUCACAUCUACAUGGCAAAAACAUCAAGGAUAUCAGUUGCAGGGCUUAAUGAUAGCAAUAUCGGUUAUUUCGCUCGUGUCCUCGAUCAGACUGUCCGCGAAACCUCAGGUAUCGUACCCGCGAAUUAA
Messenger RNA from Pseudomassariella vexata, 1248 nucleotides. RefSeq names its product aspartate aminotransferase. The transcript is spliced from 3 exons. Gene Ontology annotation, molecular function: L-aspartate:2-oxoglutarate transaminase activity; pyridoxal phosphate binding. Lineage: Eukaryota; Fungi; Ascomycota; Sordariomycetes; Amphisphaeriales; Pseudomassariaceae. The coding region runs from base 1 to 1248 and encodes 415 amino acids. Gene Ontology annotation, biological process: L-aspartate biosynthetic process. The record is from RefSeq and is a predicted model, not a curated record. Gene Ontology annotation, cellular component: cytosol.